This is a messenger RNA of Phycomyces blakesleeanus NRRL 1555(-), 1014 nucleotides long. Its product is annotated as glycosyltransferase family 2 protein. The annotation marks the transcript as partial. Gene Ontology annotation, molecular function: chitin synthase activity. The record is from RefSeq and is a predicted model, not a curated record. Lineage: Eukaryota; Fungi; Mucoromycota; Mucoromycetes; Mucorales; Phycomycetaceae. The transcript has 3 exons. Gene Ontology annotation, cellular component: cell periphery; cell septum.
AUGAUCCCGUGCUGUGGGGAAUCUAACGAGACUCUCAAACAGACCUAUGAGUCCCUUGCUAGAGCCAGCUAUGAAGACACAAAGAAAUUGCUGCUGUUUGUGUGUGACGGAGUUACCCAGAGUGUACACGAUUCAAAGGAGACUCAUGUAUUGAUCCUAGAGGCCCUCGGCUACAGCUGCACCGAAGAACCGGCCAUGCAAGCUUAUGUUUCUCUGGGUCAGAACCGUCGUCGUCUAAACUAUGCCCGUGUGUACUCUGGAUUCUAUGAAACAGGCCGUAAUCGUGUACCAUACAUGGUCGUGGUAAAACACGGCCAUCCUCGAGAACAUUCAUCUGGAGGACGUGUGCCAGGUAACCGUGGAAAGCGUGAUUCGAUGAUUAUCGUGUUUGGUUUUCUGGAACGUUGCAUGAAUAUUACCAACAACCGGAUGACACCCCUCGAGUACGAAUUGUUUAACCAGUGCUACAAUGUACUCGGUAUCGAUCCCCGUCUAUUCAAGUAUCUGCUGGUAACAGACGCAGAUACCCAGGUCCACGCAGAUGUGGUCCAGCGCCUAGUUCUCCGGCUUGAAAGAGAUCCAAAGAUGAUUGCAAUCAGUGGGCACAUCAGACCCGCAAACCCUGAGCAGAAUCUCACCACAAUGCUUCAAAUUUUCCCCCUCUAUCUCACCCUGUUCUCUGGGCUGGCCUACGAAACAUUUCUCAAGAGAGUAAUGACCAUCAGUAGUGGACUUGUGAUGUACAAGGUCUGGUCAGAUAGUCCUUUACUUCUUUGCUGCAUCCACCCAACUGUUCUGCGAGGGUUUGCUCUCCAACAGGCGUCCACAAUGCAUACGAUGAAUGCCCUAUUACAGGGUGAAGACCGUUGCUUGGCAGCUGUCCUAUUACAAUCUCACCCAGGCUGCCAUCUAGGGUUUGAGUCUGAAGCUAUUGGAUAUGUAACCCUCCCGACCGACUUUCUGGCCCUCCAGGGCUCUCAAACCCGUAGCAUACGGGCUAUAUUCUACAAUCUG